Molecule: messenger RNA, 489 nt
Organism: Hibiscus syriacus
Lineage: Eukaryota; Viridiplantae; Streptophyta; Magnoliopsida; Malvales; Malvaceae
Product: heavy metal-associated isoprenylated plant protein 39-like
Exons: 3
Coding region: 16-468 (150 amino acids)
Molecular function (GO): metal ion binding
Source: RefSeq, a predicted model, not a curated record
AAAAGUCCAACACAAAUGCAGAAGGUUGUUUUGAAGUUGGGUUUGCAUGAUGACAAAGCCAAACACAAGGCUUUAAAGUCGGUCUCAAUUCUUUCAGGAAUCGACUCCAUUGCCAUGGAUAUGAAGGCAAAGCAGUUGACAGUGAUUGGAACAGUUGAUCCAGUAAACGUGAUGAGCAAAUUAAGCAAGUACUGGCCAACUGACAUAGUAUCAGUAGGGCCAGCAAAAGAGCCAGUGAAGAAGGAGGAGCCAAAGAAGGAAGAACCACCCAAGAAAGAGAAGGAACCACCGAAGAACGAGGAGCCGAAGAAGAAGGAAGAACCCAAGAAAGAGAAGAAAAAGCCUGUGCCGCCACCAGACCCUGUGUCGGAGCUUGUCAAGGCCUACAAAGCAUACAAUCCUCACAUGACCACUUACUACUUUGUUCAAAGCAUGGAAGAGAAUCCAAAUGCUUGUGUUAUUUGUUGACCAAAAAUGGUAAUGGGAAUA